Molecule: messenger RNA, 1785 nt
Organism: Mizuhopecten yessoensis (Yesso scallop)
Lineage: Eukaryota; Metazoa; Mollusca; Bivalvia; Pectinida; Pectinidae
Exons: 5
Coding region: 35-793 (252 amino acids)
Source: RefSeq, a predicted model, not a curated record
UGAUGCCAACGACGCAUACAAUAAAGUGAUUAUCAUGUAUUCACCAUUCAACAGAUCAACCAACUGGUUAUCUCUCUACAAAUCUGAUAGUGGCAGAGCAGACUUGCUAGAAAUCUAUGUUGACGCGAAAUUAACGACUACAACUACUUUUGAGACGGCAACCUCAACUCCAGUGACGUCAACAGCAACUCAAGAUACAACGACUACAGCUUUAGAUACAACAACAACCCCAUCAACCUCAACUCCAGUGACGUCAACAGCAACUCAAGAUACAAUGACUACAGCUUUAGAUACAACAACAACCCCAUCAACAGCAACUACAGUGACGUCAACAACAACUCAAGAUACAACGACUACAGCUUUAGAUACAACAACAACCCCAACAACAACAACUACAGUUUCGUCAACAACUCAGGAUGGUACAACACCUCGGUACACAACAGCUACAACCGCCGAAGCCAUAGCGACAACAUCAGGAAGUAAUUUCAGCAGCAUCUGCGGGAAUUGUGUGUGUCAGAGUCAGAGUCAGGUGAUAAACAUGACGUCAGAGGAAUUGCAUGAAGCAAUAUUUCAGCUCAAGAAAGAAUUACAAGUCGAUAAAACAAAAACAAGCCAAAGCAUAAGAAGAAAAAUCAGUGCCAGUGACUCAAGAACUUCAGCACAGACAAUAGGCACGUUUGGAGCAGUCAUGCUGUCUUUUCCUUUUGUUUUCAUUAUCUUAUCUGACCUGAUAACCUUGAUUCAAUUUUUUAAUAAUACCACAAAGAAAAGACCUAACUUGGAUUGGUCAUAACUUUUAAUGGUUCAUUUUAUUUAUAAUGAAUCUAUUGUUACGUAUUUAAGUCAUCGGGGUUAAUAAGUACAAUGCUAAAUGAAUAAUGUCUCAUGACUUUCAGUGCUGGUAGCUUAUGGUAGAAAAGAUGUCCGACAAUGUGUUGUUACAUUGCCAUGGAAACACUGAAACUCGUUAUGAUUGUUUUUUAUUUUUUGUUCAUCUCGCAAAAAUCUUUUAUAUUUUGAUCCUGUACAUUAUUUGUACAAUAUUACAAUCUAAGAGUGGUAGCUUCCGCCGACUAUGAAUGUCAUCUGCCCAAUGGAAAAUCAUCUAUUUAACUAACGGUAAACGUAUCAUAUAUUCGCAUAUUCCCUAUGAAUGAAUUGCUAGGUACUUUUGAAAAAACUAUCCCUUGUCAGCAAAAACAUUGUCAGAUUUGAAUAUAUUCAUUAUCAAAUAAAACAGUUCAUGUCCUUGGAGCAUAUAUAUUGUAUACACAUUUCACUGCAUGACUGCCUAGUAUCUGGAUACGCUCGUAUUGAUACGGCAUAAUACAAACAUGUUCAAUAGGUUUUUUCAGACGUACAUAAAUGGCACAACAUUGGCGUAAUUGACACCGACAGUACUACAAAAUGACAUUUAUAUUUGAUGCAAAUAUCAUCUUUUGUAUAGUUUGUAUACAAUGUAAGCUGAAACGGGCGAACCAAGAAUGAGCGAAAAUUGGUAUAAAGCAUUUAACAAAAGGCCUGUAUUAUCAAUUUUUAUGUUGAGUGGACUGUUAAAUCCAAAACUUGUCAAUUAUGGUUAGUCUUUGUCGUCACUGUUAGAUCGGAGAUAUUGCAUUAACUUGUUUUAUGCAUGAACAUUAAAAAUGACACAGCUUGUUGUAAAGUAUGCUGAAGCACCGUUCCUUUAUACAGGACUCAAACAACACCAUUUCCAACGUACUGUCAAUACAUAGUGUAUUCAUUGUAUUUACUUAAAGCAAAAUUACUGGACACGCACAUUUA